Messenger RNA from Mollisia scopiformis, 3885 nucleotides. RefSeq lists its product as uncharacterized. The record is from RefSeq and is a predicted model, not a curated record. The coding region runs from base 114 to 3869 and encodes 1251 amino acids. The transcript is spliced from 3 exons. NCBI's taxonomy places the organism in Eukaryota, Fungi, Ascomycota, Leotiomycetes, Helotiales, Mollisiaceae.
UCGCCGCGAGACGAAGCCCUGAGCCGGUCUGCAUGGCAAGUCGGAAGUCUCACUCUGGACGACGAUAGGCUUGCUUGUUCUAUUGUCGGAUUCCCGAUAACCUCAACGCGAAAAUGACCAGUCUUCGCGAUGCUGCAGCUCGACGUCGAAUGCAGUUGAAUCCGAUCACGACGUCUCUCAAUGUCGCCCAGCACCAGUCCCAUCUCCAGACGCCUCUCUCUGCCUUGUCCUCGAGUUCUCUCAGCGCUCCUUUUGCGUACAAUCCCAGCUAUACUCCCAUCAGUGCUGUGAGGCAGCAGUACAACCCGCAAGCAUGGACUGCUUCACCCAAUGUGACGCCAGAGAGUGGCAGCCAUUUCAGGCCACAAGAUCCAGAAGCGUUCGCGACUGCUCCACCUCCCCCUCCAUAUUCCCCACCACGCAGUAAUCGAACUUCGAUGAAUGAGGAACCUCUUUCUGGCGUAUCUCCUGCAAGUCGAAUCUCCCCAGCAAAUCAAUAUCGAUCUUCUCCCGAGCCAACUUCGAACCCUGUCUUUCCUCCUCCACCUCCAUCGAGUUCUAGGGCGAGAGCAGGUUCAUCCGAUAGACCGCCAUCUUUGUUCCAUAAUAUUUCCUCCUUUGCUAGAAGAACAACAGCUGAACCUCCACGCGAACCUCCACGAGUAUCUCCUGAAAUCAGCAGAGAUAAUGGCCCACGUCGACCAAUGCCCAUCUCGAUUGAGGCUCCUUCUUCCGAGUCAGAAGGAUCACAGCAUGCAGAAACGAGGCCCCCAGCGUCUCGUAGAGCUGCAUCUACUGGUGCUAUCAGUACGCCAUCAUCGUCACGCUCAUGUGGCUCGUCUACGAACAGAUGGGAACCUGGAAUGCCAUUACCACCACCUCCACCAGGACCCCCUCCUCCUCAAUCGAGAUCACAAAGCAUGACUCGGUCGACUGAUCGAGUGGUCUCUCCGCCUACACGGCGGCCCCCGCCAAUGUCAACAUUAGGACCAGUUCCACCAACUCCUGCGGGAUGGGUUGACGAAGACGUAUCAGGACGAGGGAGAUCACCAAAUCGAGGACUUACUAUUGAUACAUCAAGUGUCAGCUCGAGUAAUGCUCCUGAAUCCAAUUCUGGAUCCAGCUCUUCAGGUCUGGCAAGAGCACAUGCGAUGAAAGGUGAUCCACGGACCAUUCGCCAAAGGAGAAAUGAAAGUAAGACCAGAAGAACUGCUGCAGCAACCGAAGAAGCGUCAAAUAAUCCUUGGGCAGAGGCCAUCGUACCAUCUGACAUAGUCGUGCCAACAGUAGGCUUGGCUCGUAGACCAACUAUCACCAGGUCAACUCCAAGAAGUGCUAGGUCUCACCAGGAAGAAACUCCCAGAACGGGCGAAUCGUUGUCGGUAUCCCAGCACAAUACGCCUGUACAAUUGGGCCCAAGUAGUACUGCUUCAAGAGGAUCUACUCCACGUCCCCAAGUAUCGUCAAAUCGACUCGAAGCACCGACGCCCCCUUUUUCCCCUAACCAAUUCAACGAUGAUUUUGCUGAAGACUCGCCCGCCAUACCGCCGAAAGCAUUACCAACUCCACCGCUUCAGUCUCAGCCUCAGUCUCAGUCCCGGCUCUCAGUAGGAUCGCCCAGCAAUCGACCAGUAUCCCAUAUUUUACAUACAGCCAACAAUGAUUCAGCAGUCAUGGCCCCACUGGUUCCGUCACGGCCUGAUUCGCGACAGUCAAGUGCAAGUCAAGUCUCUCAAAUAUCACCAGCUGAACAAUUUUCCCGUGCAGCAAUCGAGAGACAUCAAGCUUUUGCUCAAAAAGAGGCUGCAGCAGCCACUGACAGUGAGCGAGUCCGGAUAUUUGCGGAUUUCAUUGUAGCCGAGUCUCGUCUCCGUCGAGAAAGAUAUGCCACAGCGAUUGACGCCAUGGGUUCCGAAAUAUUGGAACUGACCCGUGAUCUGUUCCGACCAUAUGCAAAUUCUCGGAGAGAAUCUAACACCUCAAGGUCAAGCAAUUGGACACCAGAAUCUUCAGCUGGUCCAAGGUCACCGAUUCCAACGAGUCGGUCUCAUAGAGGCUCCUUAACGGCGGCUCUCCACGACACUCCCAAGCUGAACACCAACAUCGAGCCUUUGUCAGGAUCCAUGCCUGGAUCUGGCUCUCGACCCGGAUCAGCCGAUGGCAAUGGCAAUCGACCUGAGUCGACUUGGUGGACAGGCUAUAUGCCUUCUCUUUCACCAAUUCCCAGCAUGAGUGUUAGUGAGGCUCCUGAUGGAUCAGAUUCGAGAGGCAGGCCAUCGAGCAGAUGGUGGGAGGUCAGUCAGGAAGGCUCUACCGGUGCUCCUUCUACAAGACUAGAGCGAUCCAAACGUGAAUCCAAGUACAUGGGUAUGCCAAAGGAGCUCCGUGAAGCAAUGCAGUUCGAGACUCUAGACACGCCGAAUGGCAAAGGCAUAGACAUGUCUGGACCUAGUCAACAGAGGAGCGACUAUGGACCAGAUGAAUAUCCACAAGAGAAAGUGGGUUGGCACGACCAGGACUUGUCACUACAGAAAACCCCUUCCAAAUCUCCUGCUAUGUUCUCGCCCGCCCUCAUGACACCAAAUCCUCAUGAUCUUGACGUAUCACGUCUGGUAACGCUCCCACCACCUUAUCCACGGCAUCAUCCUGCUGUUAACAACAAUCAUCCUGACUUGACUGCCAUUCGAACCACUGUCCGACAACUCAGUGACUACACCGAGGUAGAAGCAACCAAAGAACGUUUCACACAUACCAGCGCUCAGAUGGCUGAAGAGCAAAAGGUCGCUGCCACGAAACGACGGAAUUCUCUUAGACAGACAAUUUCUCGUGAGAUUGAGGCAGGGACAAUGACCUACGCUGAUGCUGCCGCUAUGGAAGCCUCUGCUGCUGCUUCAGAAGCAGAAAAGACCAAAAAAGCUUCGAAAGUCGAUUUCGAACUCUUUCAGUCCCAAGUCGUCAUACCCCUCAAUGACCUCCUCAUGGAUCGCGUAGCACGAGCCACCGAACUCUUCGACCAACUCAAAAGCAAACUCUUCGUCGACGCCCAAGAACAAAAUCCAACAACAACCCAGGAAGAAGGCGACGAGCAGCCCGAACUCCUCGAGAAACUGACCCUCCUGAAAUGGAUCUUCGAAGCUAGAGAACAGCUACACAGAGAACUAUUCGACCUCCUCUCAGACCGCAACGACCGCUACAAAGACAUGGUCAUCACGCCCUAUCGCCUGGCCAACAACAACGACAAAGUAGCGAACGCAGAAUCAUUCUUCGCCGACGACGCCACGAAGCGGAAACUGGCGUUCGAGCAAGAGGUCCUAAAACGCACAGAGGAAUUCCUAGAUGUCAUCGAAGAAAACGUCGUCCGUGGCGUCGAAGUCCAACUUUCCGCAUUCUGGGACAUCGCUCCCUCUCUCUCGCGUAUUAUCGAGAAGAUUCCAAGGGGCAAUCUAGACGGAUUUAGAAUCCAGAUUCCGGCCGCAGAGUACGAGGAGAAUGAGAGUUAUGUGGAUUUCCCGAUGCAGUAUCUCUAUUCAUUAUUAGGGCAUUGCGAGAAGAGCACGUAUCAGUUCAUCGAGAGCCAGAUUAACCUACUGUGUCUUUUGCACGAGGUGAAGAGUGGAGUGACGGCUGCGAAUUGUAGGUUGAUGCGAGCGCAGCGCGUGCAGCAGGGUGAGAAAGAGGAAGACGUCGAGAGGGAACUGGGGGAGGUGGAAACGGAUGAGGAGGUGCGGCUUACGGAUGAUCUGAAGGAGAAGGUUCGGGUUGUGGAGGAGUUGUGGGGGAGUGCGUUGGGGCGGGAGUUGGGGGGUUGUAAGGGGAUGGUGGAGGGGUUUUUGAAGGAGUGUGGGGGGUGGGAUGAUGAUCAGUCUUGAGCUUGAGCUGGUGGUG